Messenger RNA from Anopheles funestus (African malaria mosquito), 591 nucleotides. It is a transcript of the gene RpII15, whose product is annotated as DNA-directed RNA polymerase II subunit RPB9. Gene Ontology annotation, cellular component: RNA polymerase II, core complex. Gene Ontology annotation, molecular function: zinc ion binding; nucleic acid binding; DNA-directed RNA polymerase activity. The transcript has 3 exons. Bases 117 to 500 code for a protein of 127 amino acids. Gene Ontology annotation, biological process: transcription-coupled nucleotide-excision repair; maintenance of transcriptional fidelity during transcription elongation by RNA polymerase II; transcription initiation at RNA polymerase II promoter. The record is from RefSeq and is a predicted model, not a curated record. Lineage: Eukaryota; Metazoa; Arthropoda; Insecta; Diptera; Culicidae.
CAGUUUGACAAUUUCAGAAAACAACAAACAACACACCGGAAAACGGACGCGCAUUACUAUUCGAGCGAGUUUUAUUCAAGUAUUUUGGUGGUUUUAGUUACGAAUCACGCACAAAAAUGGCCUACGAUGCAACACAUGAUGAUGGACCAGGUUUCGUAGGGAUCCGGUUCUGUCAGGAAUGUAACAACAUGCUCUACCCCAAGGAAGAUAAGGAAAACAAAAUUCUCCUCUAUGCUUGUCGCAAUUGUGAUUACAAGCAGGAAGCAGAUUCGAACUGUAUCUACGUAAACAAAAUCAUGCACGAAAUCGAUGAGUUGACACACAUUGUACCAGAUGUGAUAUCGGAUCCCACGCUACCGCGCACUGAGGAGCACGCUUGCCCGAAAUGUUCUCAUCGUGAAGCGGUGUUCUUCCAGGCACAGACCCGGAGAGCUGAAGAGGAAAUGAGACUGUACUACGUAUGUACCAACUCUUCUUGCUGUCAUCGGUGGACAGAAUGAGUUUCAUGUGUCUAUUGCUUGAUUGGAUUCUCGUGGAAGUAUUAAUGAUAAAAUAAAUAUUUUAUCAAAUACGUAUUCCUUUACCAACGAA